This is a messenger RNA of Entrophospora sp. SA101, 984 nucleotides long. The record is from the annotation of a GenBank genome assembly. Lineage: Eukaryota; Fungi; Glomeromycota; Glomeromycetes; Entrophosporales; Entrophosporaceae.
AUGACGACUUUCGUUGAAAACAGAGUAUGUACCUACUUGUCAAUAAAGGAUCUUCUUGCUCCAAAAAGAAAUGCUAAUAAAAUCGGUAGACCUCAAAACGAAUUUAUUCUAUAUCGAAAAGAGAUCCUCGCGGAACUCAAAAAUAACAACGAAAAACACACCCUAAGAGAAGUUUCCCAAAUCGCAUCAUUGAGAUGGAAAUCUGAAUCUACUGAGCGGAGAAAUUUUUUCAUUAUCUUGUCGAAAGUUGGAUUUUUGGUAUAUAGAGAUUUGUACGAGCAUUAUUGUAAAAAUGAUAAUGCUAAUGCUAAUGCUAACAAUAGCACCGACAAUGAGAAUCAAACAAUCACUUACGACAGCGUUAACGAUAUCAAUUGUAUUAAUUACAAUUGUGAUGGUGAAUCAGACUCAUCAACCGAACAACCUAAAUAUUCAGUAUUCACCCCCAACUUUGAAGUCUUGGUCGAAAGAGAGACUUCCUUAUUGGGUUCAAAUACCUCGUCACCCCCAUGGUCUGGCUCCGCUUCGAUGCCACAAAUGCUUCUUGUACCAUCUUAUCCGGAGAUGCAAUACCACCAACAAAACUUUUGUCAAUCAUUAAUCGACAUUGACAAUAAUGUUGGUGACGUCGACCCUGACUUAGAAUUAGCAACUAUUUUACAUCAAUUAAGAGUUGACAACGCAACCGCAACAAACGACUCUAAUGUGCUUGAUCAACCAAGCAUCGAUAAUUUCGUCACUUCCAAUCCGAUUUCUAUUGCCUCCACAAUUAUGGAUACAACAACCACUGAUAAUUACCAUUACCUUAAUCCACAACACCCAUAUUAUCCCUAUUAUCCCCAACACGACCAAUUUUCCGCAAAUUCCACAGCACUUAAUAUCGAAAAUGUUAAUUUUGAUUUCGAUGAGAUGCCAAAGUUUGAUGAAGAAAAGGGAUAUUGUUAUCACGAUGAUUAUUUUGUUGAUAAAAAUCGACAUGAAUAA